AUGGCUGUUCACGUUGUUUCCAAACUGGAUAAUAACCAGCAUGCAACCUUCAACCUCGAAACUGCUGCUCAGAGGCAACUAGCGGAGUCUUCAGUAAGAAUUCGCACGCAGCUGAUCAGUCUCACUUCAAACAAUCUUACUUAUGCUUUAUUGGGUGGAUUAUUCCGUUGGUGGGACGCGUACCCCGUAUCUGAAGACUAUCCCACACCAUACAACGACCCAUCAGCAUGGGGCAUCGCCCCAGCCUGGGGCUAUGCUACAGUGGAAGAAACAACCAUUCCAGAAUUACCCAAGGGAACACUUCUUUAUGGAUUCUGGCCCACAACGAGCACACCCACCGACCUCAAACUCAAACGUGGCUCACCAGAAGGCCACUGGAUCGAGACCAGCGACCAUCGACAGAAAUUGAUGCCCCUGUACAACCGCUACACGGUAGCUCAGACAUCGACCCCAAUCUCCGAUUUGACCACCGCGCUCAAUCCGCUUUCAGAUUCUGCACAGGAGAAGCUAGAUCGUAUGGCCUGGAACGCGCUGUUCCUUGGUGGCGUGGCCGGAUACGUUCUCAGCGAGUAUGUUUUCUCGUCCAACCCAGACCAACCGCCCAUCCAUCCACUGGGAAACCAAGCUGGGGAAUGGACUCUGUCAGACGGGGAUCUGUCGUCCGCAGUCGUAGUAAACCUGGCCGCGUCAACUAACACGGCCCGUGUUUUUUCCUACUAUCUGUCCCGAAAGCCGGAUGCUUCGGCACCGCUUGGCUUGUUGCAAAUUACGUCAGGUGUUUCACGCAUUGCAGAGGCAAGUCGGAACAUAGCUUCUUCUGUUCCUUCCAAGGCGGUUGGAUACGGGGAUAUCAAAUCCGAGGAGAAUGCGGAGUGGUUGGCUAGCUGCAAGGCGGAAAAGAUUGUUAUUGUUGACUUCGGUGGUCGUGCAAACGCCCUGGAAGACACACUAUCCCUGAUCAAGAAUCAUGCGGAGUUGCAAUCAUGCAAGGUUGUUAUUGUCCAGGUGGGCAAUGAGCAGAAGGUAUACUCGAUGGAGGAGAUGAUUGCCGGAAGAGAAGCAUCGGCAAAGCUUGGAAAGGUUCAAUACAACACUUCUGGUGUUCAAGACACGAUCCUCGAGACUGUUGACCUGGAAGCCUAUUUUGCAACAAGAAACGAACAGUGGGAAAAAUGGCUGGAUGAGCGACACCUGAGCGUGCCAGGAAAGCAGAUUGUGUUUGGUCGCGGUGUUGAGGGUGCUGAUGGUAUUGAGGGAGGAUGGGAGAGACUGUGUCAUGGACAAGUAGGGGGCGAUGAAGGAUUGGUGUACAAGAUGCAGGCUUGA
Molecule: messenger RNA, 1326 nt
Organism: Penicillium coprophilum
Lineage: Eukaryota; Fungi; Ascomycota; Eurotiomycetes; Eurotiales; Aspergillaceae
Product: DUF2855 family protein
Exons: 2
Coding region: 1-1326 (441 amino acids)
Source: RefSeq, a predicted model, not a curated record